AUGUGCCACGAACUUAAGCCAACAAUUGUCGUUGUCAUUGAAACAUUUCUGGACUCCACUGUGAAGGAUGGAGAUGACUGUAUCACCAUCCCUGGAUACUCUCUCUGCUGCCGCAGAGACAGAUCUACCUCAUCCGGGGGAGGAAUCGUCGUCUAUUGCCUAGAAGGGAUUGCUAUCUUCCAUGAUAAAGACCAAGAUCCCCUAGACUUGGAACUGAUGUGGUUCACAGUAGCCCUAAAAUCCUAUAAGUUGCUAGUAGCUGCAGUCUACAGACCACCAAGCAGCAACAGUGAUAUCAUUGACUACCUAGAUAACAGCAUCCUAUCCAAAUUGACUGCCUUUAGCGCCCAAUCUGUUGUUCUGCUAGGAGACUUCAAUGUACAUCACCAAAACUGGCUAGGCAGCCGUACAACAGAUGCAGCCGGCCGACUCUUGCUGGAGUUGUCCAACUCUUUUGGCUUAAAACAGAUUGUCACUGAACCAACAAGGGAGAGCCAGAUCCUUGAUCUUGUACUGACCGACCUCCCUUCCUCUGCUAAAACUUUUGCAAGACUUGGUACCUCUGACCACAACCCGGUCCUACUUAAGAUAGAUGUUCCCAUCUAUAGGGACAAGCCCUACAGGCGUAAAGUUUGGCAGUACGAUAAGGCAGACUACUGGGGCCUGAGGGGAUAUCUCUCUUCUGCAGAAUGGCGAGAUGCCUUCCAGGGAGAUGACCCGGAGCAAGCUUGCAGCAGAAUCACGACCAUCAUUUGUGAUGUAAUGGAAAUCUUCAUCCCUAACAAACUGGUCACCAAUAAGACUGGUGACAAAGCAUGGUUUGACGACCGUUGCCGGACAGCUGCAAAGAAGAAACGACGACUGUUCAGGAAACUUAAGAGUAACAACACGCCUGAAAACAGAGACAAGUUCACAAAAGCCAGAAAAGAGUACAACCGGGCUGAGAAACAAGCAAAGAGAAGAUACAACAAGAAACUAAAGAACAAACUGACUGAUGGUAGCCUAACAAGUAAGAAAUGGUGGAACACUGUGAACACUCUCUCUGGCAGGAAAGCCAGAGCCAACAUUCCAGUGUUGAAAGCUGAAGGACACACAUUUACCACAGCAAAAGAGAAGGCUGAAAUAUUAGCCCAAACCUUUGCCAGGAAGUGCCAACUGGAGAAUGCAGAAGAGUUGGCCCCAGAAGUCCCGGUGACAACACUGCACACUCUGAAGAGUAUUACCUUCAAACCCAAAGAGAUCAGACAGAUCCUUCGGGAGUUACAACCAGACAAAGCCAAUGGACCGGACGCAAUUCCCAAUAGAGUACUGAAAGAGUGUUGUGCCGAGCUUGCAAGUCCACUAAGCCGACUAUUUCAGCUCUGUUUUGCACACGGGAUGUUUCCGAGCCAAUGGAAGUGUGCAUCAGUUAUCCCAAUCCACAAGAGGGACUCCAAGUCUGACCCUUCCAUGUACCGCCCCAUCUCCCUGCUCAGUAACAUCAGCAAAGUGAUGGAGGCAGUGCAAUGGCCCAGUGCUCUGGACAAAGGCUGGGAAGUACGUGUCAUAGCCCUGGACAUCAAGGGUGCAUUCGACAAGGGCUCUAUUCUGGGACCCCUGCUGUUUUCGGUGUACAUAGAUGAUUUGGAAGACGAGUGUGAAAACCCUCUCUAUCUGUAUGCUGAUGACUCUAACCUGUUCUGUGUAAUCAAGACAGGUGAUGACAGCAGAGCGGCAACAGAAAGCCUGAAUAGGGACCUGCAGAACAUGAGUAACUGGGCUGUCAAAUGGAAAGUAACCUUUGAGCCAGCUAAGUGUAAAGCAAUGACCAUCUCCAGAAAGAGAAAUCCAACAAGAUCAGACCUUUUCUUUGGUAACACUAGACUGGCAGAAAAGGACGAAUUGGAUAUCCUUGGUGUCACUGUUGACAAAAAGCUCACCUGGGCCAAGCACAUCUCCAACAUUGGUGCAAGAGCUGGACAAAAGCUCGGAGCUAUGCGGCGAGUUGCCCAAAAGCUUCACACCAAAGGGAGAGCCACAGUGUACAAGGCCCAGGCUGUCCAGCUGAUAUUCACAGACCGCGUGUCCCUUCGUCGGAUUGUGUGCAAUGAAACCCUUCUCGGAAAGCUCAUCAUCUUCACCGAUCCUGACGUCAUUUCCAAUGUGACCACAGCGCUGUGCGGGCUGUCUGUACAGAACCUGACAGCACUGGCCAGGGAGUUCCAACGGGAUGUGGACUGGUCCAAGUUCUUGGAGGAGCUCUUCAAUUUUGUACAAGACCACACUUCCCUGGACCCUGAAGCAGCCCAGGCCAGGUGGAACUCUACUUUCCAACGACUUCGCCGCCUGUCAGAAGAUAUUGGUGCCCUGGGUAGCUUCCAGUCGAUCAUCAAUGAUGUGCAAAAUAUCACGGCUCUUCUUCGUGAGCAAAACGGGACCGUCCCGUCCCUGGGACUCCUUGUCUGUGGGAGGGAGGAUGCCCUGAAUGUUGGCUCCUUCACAGCAAACAUGCUCCAGUUUACCCAGGAGUCCAUGCAGUCUGUGCAGUUUCGAGAUUACUUUGAGAAAGAUGAUGAGAAUGAUGCAGGUGACUUUGCCAAAGACAACAGGACAACACCCUUCUGCCAGAGGCUGUUCCAUCAGCUGGACAGCGAGAGGCUGACCAAGUUCCUGUGGAGUUACCUGAAACCUCUGCUAGCAGGCAAGAUCCCAUACAGCCCAGACACACCUGCAGUCAGGAAAAUACUCAAAGAGGCCAAUGCUACAUUCCAAGAGAUCAGCCGUUUGGAGGACUUUGCUGACACCUGGCUGUCUGUUCUGUCUCCUGAGAUCAACGACACCCUGACCAACAGUGACACCGUCAACUUCAUCCGGGAUUAUCUGGCAAACCCACUAUUUGCUGAACAGUUUGAUGCAGCCAUAGAGGAGAGACUGGGACCUGACCCAUGGCUGACUGCCGAUUGGCUGGCUGGCUUCCUUGGUGGUAAUACAACCAGCAGCACUAACUACACGUGGGUGGAUGCAAUAGAGCAAACAAAUUCAGCAUUCCAGACUCUGCUGAACUAUCUACAGUGUUUGGAGCUGAACAAGUUUGAGCCUGUGGCAACGGAGGAAGAUGUUACAGUACGGGGGCAUGAACUUAUCGCUGACAACACCUUGUGGGCAGGUAUUGUAUUCUCAAACAUGAAUGACUCUGAUGAUGAGGAAGUGAUCCCACCACAUGUGGAAUACAAGAUCAGGAUGGACAUAGAUGUAGUCACCCACACCACCAGAAUAUAUGACAGGUAUUGGAGGCCUGGGGCCAGGGAUCGACCCUUCAAUGACAUGGCGUACAUCCGGGGAGGGUUUGUUUACCUGCAGGACAUGAUCGACCAGGGGAUCAUUCGUGCUCUGACAGGAAAGGACAAGGAACCAAUCACAGGGGUUUAUCUCCAACAGUUCCCGUAUCCAUGUUACACGAAGGACUCGUUUGUCUGGGCAUUAUCACGCUCCAUCCCCAUGUUCAUGACCUUGAGUUGGAUCUACCCUGUUGCAAUGAUCAUCAAGAGCAUUGUGUAUGAGAAGGAGGAGCGUCUGAAGGAAGUGAUGAAGAUGAUGGGCCUGACUAACGGGGUGCACUGGACGGCCUGGUUCAUUACCAGCAUCACCGUCAUGUUCCUCACCAUUUGUUUGCUGACAGCGACGCUGAAGUAUGGAGCAGUGAUGCAGAACAGCAAUCCACUUGUCCUCAUCUUGUUCCUCGUCUGUUUCGCCAUUGCGACCAUCAUGCAAUGCUUCCUGAUUUCCACAUUCUUCUCACGGGCCAACCUGGCAGCGGCGUGCGGCGGAAUCAUUUACUUCGUUCUGUACCUGCCUUACACGCUUAUCAUCGUGUGGGAGGACCGGAUGACUGAUGGCACUAAGGGAUUCUCUAGCCUGCUAUCAUCGGUUGCAUUUGGUUUUGGGUGUACAUACAUCGCCAGGUUUGAGGAGCAGGGGGUGGGGAUCCAGUGGGACAACAUCUGGACCAACCCCUCCCCCCAGGACUCCUUCACCUUCGGCUUCUCUCUCAUCAUGAUGCUGUUUGAUGCCUUCCUGUACGGACUCAUGACCUGGUACAUUGAGGCUGUCUUCCCAGGUCAGUAUGGAGUGCCCCGUCCCUGGUACUUCCCUGUCCUGAAGUCCUACUGGUGUGGAUCUGACUCCAAACUCAGUGGCCUGACUCAUGGCAUGGCCGACAUGCCCAGAAUAUUGAAGUCUGAAGACUUUGAGAAGGAGCCUACCCACCUGCCACUGGGAGUUGGAAUUCAGAACCUGACCAAGGUGUACAAGGAGGGGAACAAGCUGGCUGUGGACGGACUCAGUCUCAACUUCUACGAAGGACAAAUCACUUCCUUCCUAGGACACAACGGGGCUGGCAAGACCACCACAAUGUCGAUCCUGACAGGUCUGUUCCCGCCCAGCUCGGGUACAGCGUACGUUGACGGGAAAGACAUCAGGUUUGAAAUCGACAACAUCAGGAAGAGUCUGGGGAUGUGUCCACAACACAACGUACUCUUUGACAAUUUAACAGUGUCUGAGCACCUCUGGUUCUACGGCCGACUAAAAGGCAUGUCUGAAGAGGAUGUACAGGAGGAGAUGGACCGAAUGGUGAGGGAUGUCGGGCUGCCCAACAAGAGACAUGAGAUAUCCAAAAAUCUGUCAGGAGGCAUGAAGAGAAAGUUGUCAGUUGCCAUAGCGUUUGUGGCCAACUCCCAUACAGUUAUUCUGGAUGAGCCAACAGCUGGAGUCGACCCAUACUCACGUAGGGGCAUCUGGGACCUACUUAUUAAGUACAAGAAAGAGUCUGAAGACUUUGAGAAGGAGCCUACCCACCUGCCACUGGGAGUUGGAAUUCAGAACCUGACCAAGGUGUACAAGGAGGGGAACAAGCUGGCUGUGGACGGACUCAGUCUCAACUUCUACGAAGGACAAAUCACUUCCUUCCUAGGACACAACGGGGCUGGCAAGACCACCACAAUGUCGAUCCUGACAGGUCUGUUCCCGCCCAGCUCGGGUACAGCGUACGUUGACGGGAAGACAUCAGGCAUGUCUGAAGAGGAUGUACAGGAGGAGAUGGACCGAAUGGUGAAGGAUGUCGGGCUGCCCAACAAGAGACAUGAGAUAUCCAAAAAUCUGUCAGGAGGCAUGAAGAGAAAGUUGUCAGUUGCCAUAGCGUUUGUGGCCAACUCCCAUACAGUUAUUCUGGAUGAGCCAACAGCUGGAGUCGACCCAUACUCACGUAGGGGCAUCUGGGACCUACUUAUUAAGUACAAGAAAGGCCGUACCAUCAUCCUCACCACUCAUCACAUGGACGAGGCUGACCUGUUGGGUGACCGUAUCGGCAUCAUCUCUCAGGGCAAGCUGCGCUGCUGCGGCUCCUCCCUCUUUCUCAAGAGUCGCUAUGGCAACGGCUAUUACCUGACACUCGUCAAGAAGUCGAGUGGAAGCUUUACCUCCUCCCGCUGUGGGAGUUCCUUCAGCAGUGUGGCCUCCUCUAGGAAUGAACACAAUGGGCAGUCCCUUGGUGAUGAAGGACUUGGUUCGGAGGUAUCUUCAGACACCACUGAUGACAGUGCCUCAGCCAUGUCGAGUGUCCUGGACAUGCCUCCUGGAGACAUAACAGGCAUCUUCAAUGAGGGUGUGGUGAACUCACUGGUAAGGUCCCACAUUCCUGAUGCCAAGCUGCUGGAGAACAUUGGGAAGGAGGUUAUAUUUCUGCUGCCCAAUGGUCGCAGCAAUGGUGCAGCACUAGAGAAACUGUUCUAUGACCUGGACACAAACCUGGACAAGCUGCACAUCUCCAGCUAUGGUAUCUCUGACACCACUCUUGAAGAGAUAUUCCUGAAAGUGGCAGAGGAGACAGGAGUGGACAUGGAUGUAGAACAGGCAAUAGAAGAAAUCACAGAAGGUGGCCAGCUGCCCAAACCCAUCCUACCAGGACUGCGCAGGACCAUGUCUAAAGAAGAGAGAACUGGAAAGAAACAGAUGAAUGCCAUCUCUAUCGACGUGCCAGACAACCUAGUACUAGUGGAUGAAGAAACAGGCCCCAAUGUUGAUGACGACCCAAUGAAUGGCGAGACAGGAGGUCAGGGGUCAUAUCAGAUCAAAGGUCAUGACCUGAUCAAGCAGCAGUUCUGGGCUCUGUUUGUGAAGAGGUGGCACCAUACCCGCCGAAAUAGGAAGGGCUUCGUAGCUUCGAUUAUCCUACCUGCAGUGUUUGUGUGCAUUGCCAUGAUCUUCGCCAUGAUUGUCCCUCCCCUCCGAGACUACCCCGCCCUGAAGAUAGACCCGUCUCUCUACAAAGGACCAGCUGAUCCGCUCUACACCUUCUUCAGUAACGACGCCCCUGACAAAGCGGAGACCAACGCCCUGGUGUCUGCCCUGCUCAACCAACCAGGGAUGGGCACCAGCUGUAUGAAAGCAGGCAGGAAUGGUGAACCCAUCUGUAAGAAGACAAGGUCCUCCUGUGUGGAACCUGAACCCAGGGCCCUCUCUGACACCAUGAAGAAUUUCUUUGCUGCUCAGAAUGCCAACUUCACCCCCACCAUGGCCCAUCCCUCCCCCGACUGUUCCUGUGAGACGGGGAGCGCCGUUUGUCCCGCUGAGGCGGGUGGACCGUUUCCCCCGUGUGACAUCGGAGAGACAGGAGACUACCUCAUGAACAUGACAGGUCGCAAUGUCACAGACUACCUGGUCAAAACCAUGGACAGGUACCGCAGGAACAGAUAUGGUGGACUGUCCCUGGGUGAGGUCAAUAACCUUGUGGGAGAGGUCAACUACACUCUGUUGGCCAGGGUGAUUGACAGGUUGGAGAAGAGGAUCAACUUCACCUUGGUAGAAAGCCAUGACAACCUCGUUGAGGCCAUCUCUGAGUUUAUCAUCAACCUGGAAACCAGGGACAAUGCUAAGGUAUGGUACAAUAACAAGGGUUACCAUGCAAUGGUUGCCUACGUUAAUGUCAUCAGUAACGCUAUCCUGCGUGCCAACCUGCCAUCCAGUAGCAAUCCCAGACUGCAUGGUAUCACUGCCUACAACCAUCCCAUGAACUUCACCAAGGAACAGCUGUCAGAGGAAACAUUGCUGAAGGGUGGAGCUGAUGUCGUCAUUGCUAUCUGUGUCAUCUUUGCACUGUCCUUCGUCCCAGCAAGUUUUGUGGUUUUCCUGAUCGGAGAACGUGUGAGCAAGUCCAAACACCUGCAGUUUGUGAGCGGGGUGAACCCUGCGGUGUACUGGUGUGCCAACUUCACCUGGGAUAUGUGUUCAUACCUAGUGUCUGCCAUGCUGUGUGUGUUCAUCUUUGUGGCCUUCCAGAAAGCUGCCUUUGUGUCUGCUGCUAACUUCCCCUGCCUGCUGGCUCUACUGCUGCUAUAUGGUUGGGCAGUUACUCCCCUGAUGUACCCAGCUGCAUAUGUGUUUAACAUCUCCAGUACUGCCUACGUGGCUCUGACCAGUAUCAACCUGUUCAUCGGCAUCAACGGAACAGUCGCCACAUUUAUCCUUGAGCUGUUUGAGGACGACCAGGAGAUCAUCACCAUCAAUAACUACCUGCGCCAGGUGUUCCUCAUCUUCCCCCACUUCUGUCUGGGCCGUGGUCUGAUGGACAUGGCCAGGAACCAGCUGUAUGCUGACGCUUUCUCACGAUUUGGUGAGAACACAUUUAAAAACCCAUUUGACUGGGACCUGGUGGGGCGGAACCUGUUCUCUAUGGUGAUUCAGGGGAUCCUCUUCUUCACCUUCACCCUACUGGUGGAGUACAGGUUCUUUAUCAAGCCAAGGAAAGUUAAGAGUAAUGCUCCAGCCCUGGAGGAUGAAGAUGAGGAUGUUGCUGAAGAGAGAGAGCGAGUGUCCAGGGGAGAGACACAGGGGGACCUACUGGUGCUGGACGAACUCACCAAAGUGUACCAGUCCCGUGGCAGGAAGAACCGUGCAGUGGACAGGAUCUCUGUGGCUGUUCCAGCUGGGGAGUGUUUUGGACUGCUAGGAGUGAAUGGUGCUGGGAAGACCACCACGUUCAAGAUGCUAACUGGAGACACCUCUGUGACUAGUGGGCAGGCCUGGCUCAACUCUUACAGUAUUCUGUCUCAGAUGCGUGAUGUCCACCAGUCCAUGGGGUACUGCCCACAGUUUGAUGCCCUGGACCCUCUGAUGACGGCCACAGAGCACCUGCAGUUCUACGCCAAACUGAGAGGGGUCCCCAAGUCUGAGAUAGACAGGGUUGCUCGGUGGGGAGUGAGGACCCUGGGUCUGUCCCAGUAUGCAGACAAAUGUGCUGGAACCUUCAGUGGGGGCAACAAGAGGAAGUUAUCCACAGCCAUCUCACUCAUCGGAAACCCUCCUGUGGUCUUCCUGGAUGAGCCGACCACUGGUAUGGACCCCGGAGCGCGGAGAUUCCUGUGGCAGUGCAUCACUAAGCUUGUGAAGGAGGGGCGCUCUGUGGUGCUGACAUCCCACAGUAUGGAGGAGUGUGAGGCCUUGUGUAACAGGAUGGCCAUCAUGGUCAAUGGCAGGUUCAAGUGUCUGGGCAGUGUGCAGCAUCUCAAGAACAGGUUUGGUGACGGGUACACAGUCAUGAUCAAGGUGGGAGGAGACAUGCCCAGCGUGCAGCCGGCAUGUGAGUUCAUGGCCGCCACCUUCAGUGGAGCUGUGCUGAAGGAGAAACACCACAACAUGCUGCAGUACCAGCUUCCAUCACAGGGGACCUCGCUGGCACAGCUGUUUGGGGAGCUGGACAGGAAGCGACAGGAGCUGAACAUUGAAGACUACUCAGUCAGCCAGACGACACUGGACCAGGUCUUCAUCAACUUUGCCAAGCUACAGACAGAUGGAAUUGAUGAUGUCACCAUCCCAGAAAUGUCGGAUCUGAUCAGAGAGCCUCGGAACAGAGACGCCCCUAACGGGAUGUACUUCUCUGACAUCCGCACAAGUAGUGAGAUAGCUCUCAUGGACACGGCUUCUGUCGGUUCUGCUGAGGCAUAGUGACAGUGACACAAUUCUCUAUGUUACCUGCAACAAUCACAUGGAGCAAAAAUCACAUGGACAGAAAUGUUGAAAUACAUUUGUACAGCCAAGAAAGCUGUAUUUACAUUUGUACUUUAUAUACGAUUGUCAGGUUGUUGCCAUGUCACAGUGUUUAUAACACUGAAUUUAGCAAGUACAUGUAAUUACAUGUAACUGAAUGAUCUUUCAGCAUGUAGUUUAAGUGUGUAGAGACAAACUAUGUAGUCUUAUGCCAUAUGUACUGGUAACUGUAGUAUGUUAUUUUGUGUUAAAAUUGCAGUAAAAUUGUAUUUUACAUAAUGUCAGAUCUGAAUUAUAACAUAUAACAGAAAUUGUUACUGAUUUUACAUAAAAGCUAGCUUUUUAGAUCAUGUAGUUCUCAUCCUUUAUAAUUUGAAAGGUAUCAGUUGGUUAUAGCCUUCUGUUACUCAGUGCACUAGUAGUAUUAUAAAAAUGUAAUGGAAAUUGCAUUCAUUGGCGCUGCUUAGGUGCCAUCAUAGCAGAAGUACAUGUAUGAGAAUAGCAGAAAAGUCACACACAAAAUGAAUGUAUACAAUGGCAAUGCAAAAGUAGUGAACAGUAGACAGAUGCAAUACAAAAAAAUGUACUAAGGCCACAACAAGUAAUUUUAUGGAUGACAUCAGCACGCACAUUGAUUUUUGCCUGAUUUGGGGGAAAAAAGAAAUUUUGUCGCCCUUGGAGGGUGGCCAACAUGCCUUAAACGGAAAAAUAUGUUAUUAACGUCUGUCUUUUCUGUUACAAAAUGCCCUAUUUGCUUAUAUUCUUGUCAAAGUUGUUUCAGUGGCAAAUGGAUGCUGUAAUAGGUAGUACAAUAUACUAUAAGGUACAACAUCAUUAAAUGAACGCAUGUAUACAUCAGUAUGGACACAUUAAGAUCAAGAUCAUUGUUUAUGAGGCAGAUCAUGUACGGUAUCCUAGAGUUCACAUACCGGUUAGUUUUGGCUCGCACACAAUUCAGUUUAUGUGAGUCACUCUGUCAGUUUUUGAGCCUUGUGUUCUGGUAGGCAGUCUCUAAACUCAGAGACCAUCAGGGAUACUGCAAAUUUGAAGCACAAUUGUUAGUUGGCAUCUUAUGACAGUUUAAGGUGUCGCAUUGCAUAAUAGAAUAGCUGCCCAUGAUGGUACAACAAGCUCGUUUCCACAGUUCGUGAAGUUAAUUGAGAUGUAUACACAUCUACAAGGACAGGUAAUACAGGUAUAAAAGACCUGUUGGUUGUAAUUCCAUGUUUUUCACUUCAAUUCUAGUUUGUGAUCUCAAGAUUUGAAAUGUAUGAAUGUUUUUUUUUUAUUAGAUUUGGAGUCUUUGGAGGAUGUGAUCCAGAAAAUAUACUUGCUGUGGUCUAUUAUCAUGCCAAAUAACAAGGAAGGUAUUACAUGCUCUGAGACUUUGCCUUGAUGUAAACCCACUGCUGUUUUUAUCAAUGACAAUGUUUCAUAACAAGCUCUGUCAUUGUUUGCUAUCCCCACAUUCACUUACCAGCAGUCUUGUCCUUGAUGUCAGAUUUGUGACUGGUGCAAUGAUAUUCAGAAAACAGUCACUUGGGGUGAGGGUGUGCUAAAGUAUAUAUGACAUGGCAGUGUGCAAUAAUAUUGUGGAGUAUUCUUUACAUUUAAUCAUAGUUUUCCUCAGAAUGUACAUUGUUAUUUACAAUGUUUCCAUCUGAAAAGAAUUUUACAUUCCUUUUAAAGAUAAGCUUUGACCUUGAUGUGUACUAUAUGUAUAAAUUUGUGUGUGUGUGUGUUAGAUGAAAACAAAAUGCAUUUCAAAAUGGUAUGGGGAUAAAGAUGUAGUAACACCUCUACAAGAUAGCAAACUAAAUUCAAACUUUUGACUUUAUGUGUAUUUUCUAAUAGAGUCUAUUUAAAAGAUAUGCAA
Branchiostoma belcheri (Belcher's lancelet) is the source of this 10894-nucleotide messenger RNA. Its product is annotated as ATP-binding cassette sub-family A member 1-like. The record is from RefSeq and is a predicted model, not a curated record. Bases 1 to 8976 code for a protein of 2991 amino acids. Gene Ontology annotation, cellular component: intracellular membrane-bounded organelle; membrane. Gene Ontology annotation, molecular function: lipid carrier activity; ATP binding; ATP hydrolysis activity. The transcript has 48 exons. Gene Ontology annotation, biological process: transmembrane transport; lipid transport. NCBI's taxonomy places the organism in Eukaryota, Metazoa, Chordata, Leptocardii, Amphioxiformes, Branchiostomatidae.